Messenger RNA from Bombus pyrosoma, 1216 nucleotides. Its product is annotated as targeting protein for Xklp2-like. The transcript has 8 exons. The record is from RefSeq and is a predicted model, not a curated record. NCBI's taxonomy places the organism in Eukaryota, Metazoa, Arthropoda, Insecta, Hymenoptera, Apidae. Bases 33 to 1130 code for a protein of 365 amino acids.
CUUCCAACCAUCGACUGGUACCAAGAUCACCAAUGUUAUGUGCAGCUCUAAAAAUUGCACAAAAUAACAAAAAGACGAAUGUACCUAAUUGUUUUACAGAAUUAAGGAUAAUACGGGCAUACUCGAUAAUAAUGGACACAAAAUCGGAACAAACAAUAACGCCGGUAGGAGUCACGAAGAAUGAUUCAAAAGUACCAUUUUGGAAAUUUUGGCAGGAGAACAUAAAACCGAAAAGUGGAGACACCAAUUUGAAUCAUCGAUUUGAAAAUUGUUGGAAAAAAUAUAGAAAUUCAAGAAAAGACAGUUGGGACGAGAUCGAAUCUCCACAAUUUGUGGAUUUUUUUAAUCCACCGGAUAUAGGAGAUUCGUUUUUCAACAAGGCAAUUAUAACUACAAGCACGCCAAAUCAGGGUCAUACAAACACAAAACAUCCGAAUACGAUACUAGACGAUGAAACGUUGGUUGUAUCUCUAAGUAAUAUCUAUUUAUCCAAUAUAACAUUUGAUAAUCAUGAAGAAACAUAUGUAAAUAGUGAUGAUUCUCAGGGGCAAGAAAAAGGAAAAUAUGUGGUUCAUAAUGCUACCAAACUGGAGCUUAAAGCUAACGUUACAGCAUCUAAUAAAACGAAAAUGAUGCAGAGAAUCGAGGUCGUAUACCCCUUCACUUCUGAUUUACAAAAAAAAAGUACGCAAGGGGGAAAACAAGAAAAUAUUAAAAAGAUAUUGAAAGAUGAAAACAAAGAGAAGAAGGUAGAAAAAUCUAAUAAUUGCAAUAAGAAAAUUAAGCAGAGUACCGACCUGUGGAAGAAACCACCAUUUGUACCACAUUUGUCAAAACAGAAAUUACCACCGCCAAAAUCUCCACCUUUACGUACAGCGUCUCGAGCGCAAGAAAGAAAACGCUUUGACGAAAAUAUACAAGAGAAGAACAGACAAAAAGAACAAAUGAUACAAAUGGCAAUUGCUGCUAAGAAAAAGCAAGAGGAGGAAGAAAUUGCAUUACUAAGAAAACAAAUGGUUCAUAAAGCUCAACCAAUUCACAAAUAUAAAAUUGGUUUACCGAAAAUUAAUAAACGACCUUUAACUGAUCCUGUAAGUCCGAUAGUAUUGAAACGUCGUCGUCGCAUAUAAGUAUUUAAAAUAUGUAUAUCUCAGGAAUAGUAUGGCAUAUUGUAAAAAAUUCUAAUUCGUAAUAGUACAUUAGUAAUUAGUUUGAA